Molecule: messenger RNA, 1155 nt
Organism: Hypoxylon fragiforme
Lineage: Eukaryota; Fungi; Ascomycota; Sordariomycetes; Xylariales; Hypoxylaceae
Product: RNA recognition domain-containing protein
Exons: 6
Coding region: 199-948 (249 amino acids)
Biological process (GO): mRNA export from nucleus
Cellular component (GO): nucleus
Molecular function (GO): mRNA binding
Source: RefSeq, a predicted model, not a curated record
ACGCCUACCCACCUUCCUUCAUUCAUUCUGCGCACACGGCCAGGGCCCUUUGCUGCAACAUUCCAAAAUUUGACAAGUCUCUCCCUGUGUUGAUACACCAAGGUUCAUUACAAGCCCCUGAUCUUUCGACGCGCUUAAUCAUUACCCCAUACUCGCUCUCAACACAUAUCACCGAUUUCUAAUCAAACAAUAAUCAACAUGUCUGGAAAGCUCGAUCAGUCUCUGGACGAAAUCCUCUCCACUCAGCGACGCACAGUUGGCGGUCGGCGCCAGGCCCCGCGACGUUCUACUCGACGACCUACCACGACGGCUCCCGUUGGCGGGGUUCAAAAGACUUCGAAACAGCCUCGUACCGCUGCGAACAAGCAGAUUCCUGCUAAAGCGGCUGGUGGAAAUGGAGAGAGCAAAGUGGUUGUCAGCAACCUACCCAAAGAUGUAAACGAAACCCAGAUUAAGGAGUAUUUUGCCACCUCAGUUGGACCCAUCAAGCGUGUGGAGCUUUCCUAUGGCCCGAAUAGCGUCAGCCGUGGUAUCGCUACCGUCGCCUUUUCCAAGCCGGAUGGUGCCAGCAAGGCCUUUAACGCCUUGAACGGUCUUCUCGUCGACAACAGACCCAUCAAGAUCGAAAUCGUCGUUAGCGCCGCCAAGGCCGCCGAGAUUGCUCCUCCUCCCAAGACGUUGACUGAGCGCAUCUCUCAGCCAAAGGCGCAGCCCAAGUCUGCUGCCAAUGACAAAAAGAAAGAAGCUGCCGGAAAGGCCAGUGGCUCCGGUGCUCGUGGUCGUGGCGGAAAGCGACGUGCAGUCCGUAACAGCCGACCGGCCAAGAAGACGGCUGAGGAACUGGACCAUGAGAUGGCGGAUUACUUCGAAGCUGCGACUGAGAACGCUAACGGUGCAGUCCCUGCUACCACCAACGGCGAUGCCCCCAUGGAGGAUGAGAUUCUAUGAACGAACAGCAGACCGAGCUCGAGUUUGAUGGCGAAUAAUACUUUGGGUCAUCAGCUGCUCGCUUUUCCUCUUCCGUCUUGAAGAAGAUUAUCUCUUUUCUUUUGCUUUUUCCCCCUCGGGCGAGGUUGGUAGUGGCAUGGGAAGGAAGGAAUUUCGUGUCUCCGUAGUGUAGAUGGUAAAUCGGUACCGGUCUAUUUCAUUCCAUUG